AUGGCAAGGACGACCAAGGCUAUGGUGAAAGGGGAGGUAACUCAGCUCAUUGCCACUGACAGAGACCUCUGCGCCACACCAAAUCAUCCUCCUGCUGAUUGUCAACGCGUGGAAUACGUCAUCAUUCAUACUGGCUCAGAGCCACCCUUCUUCAAGAUUACACCUCAAGGGGUUAUUCACUUCCAAACGGAGAGUGAUUUUGAUAUCUGGAGAUUUAUUAAAUCAGCUACAUUCACAGUGGUGGCAAGAAACUACGGCGAGUUUAAAGACGCGAAUGGAUCGACGGUGGUACAUGUGGAGAAUGGAAUUCCAUAUGGUGUUUUUGAAGUGCCGACACACAUGGAUGCAGCCAUGAUCGAAAAUUUCGAUGUAUAUGGGCCGCGAUCUCGAGCAAUGUCGGAGGCAAUGACCCAGAUCCUGGAAAUCUCAAUCACUCCAACGAUUGUCAAUUCGGCGACAGUCACGGUCGAAAUGACCUCCGAUGCCUUUUUCGAAGGCGUCUAUCCUGCACGCGCACAAAUGUCUGGUUUCAACGGUGGAAUCACAGUUGAACCGAAUUGCAAGCCGGUGUUGACGCGAAGAAAGGGAGAGGUGAGAUUGACACAAUACGGAGUAACGUCGAGAACAUCUGAUGCGGUAAUACGCUGGCAGAUCUACCUCCAAUUUCCAUUUCCUGCUCCACCUUGUGUUUCCAUCGACCUGGCAACUACGAUAGAGGGGUUGAGCCACCUGCGAAACGUCGAACUGGAAUUCACGAAUCCCAAAGUUGUGCCACGGGCUCAUGGAGUCGCUGCUUUCACUAUAGACCCUCUUGGGGUGUUUCCGCUGGGAGGAAUCGGAACUUUCCGUGUCGUUAUAAAACCGUUCGGGUUCACUCUCUCCGAUUACACAUUGGAGUGCCAUGCUGAAGUUGCCGGUUCAGGUAAAAGGUUGCCGAGUAGACUGAGGUUCGGUGAUUGGACUGCCUCACACGCUGUCUUCCCAAACGUCUACUCGACUCGCGGCUGGUGCGCAGGGAACUCGGUGAAUUUUGGCAAAGUUUUUAGUCCUGAUUCUCAUCAACGCGGUAUUUCGCUGACAGCUGAGUUGGCCGUUCUUGCCGAUAUCCCAAACAGCACUCGGGGAAGCGUCCAGUGUUUGCUUACGAUGGACAAGGCUACUUCACGAGUUUUCACCAUCGGCUUCACCACGACAUCGGCCAUACCUAUUUUGCAGCCACCUCCUUCGAGUUCAUCGGCCUGGAGGCUUGAGGUUCUGGACGUGCUCAGGCGAACACCACUCAACAGACCACUUGGUCCGGGGGAGGUAGCACUGAUUGCGUUUGAGUUCACUGUGCCACCAUACGCAGCCGUGAGGGCAUCGCCAACCAUUCAGAUUGAGGGCGGUGAUGAUGAUGAUGUCACACUCGAUUCUCCACAUAUUCUCGCAGUCGACGAAAACAUCUACUGGGGUGACAACUAUCAGAAUUGCAUUACGGAUGACAACAUACGACAAUAUCCAAUCAGGAGGUACACAUUUAACAUGGGGACUCUACUCGCCAGCAAUGACGUCAACUCAAAAAUCACCGUGGCCUGCUACCUGAGUGUGAAAUUCUCUACACAACUGUCGUCUGCAAGCAUUACCGUGAAGGGCGUCUUGGGAUACCACAUCGUGACAGCAGCCAUUGCGCUUUCAAGCUCAUCCAACGCCUAUCUUGGAGAGCCGUUCGACAAUGACGACAUUUCAGUGUCACUUGUGGGACCGAAUGUUACCGAAAUGAUGUCCAGUGAAUACGAGUCCCUCAGAUUCGCCUUCUGUUCAGAACCCGAAAUGUACUUCAACAACUUGCGUUUUGAGGUCUACUCCGAAGACGAUUCUCACGAUGAGGAAAUUCUCACAAUGUACCUUCUGUCGUAUAGUGCUUCUGUGAACUAUCCAGGUCUUCGUUUUGCUGUGCAGAAGACAUUGAUGGAUAGAAGGAAGCCUAGUGGUGAGGUUUGGCGUCAAAGAAUAUCGCUUGGACCAGUGUUUAACUCUGGCUAUGCUUACCAGUUGGAUCAGCAGAAGCCAGAACCGGACGCUGACUGCAUCGUCUUAACAGCGGAGAUUCAGCUGACAAGCGGUCGAGGCGCUAACGUUGGAAGCAGACAUCAUGUUGUUGCGAAAGCCAUUAUUAAUGACAAGAUAGAAAUAACAAAGCGAACAAUCAUUGUCGUGCGAGAACAUCCCAGGCCAUUCCUCCUCGUGAACCUGGGAUUGGUCAGUCCGCCCGUCGUGAAUGUGAGAGUGUUCUUUGUGGACGUCCAUGCACAGUUAUCAGAGCAAUCAACACUCGAGUGUCACAAAGCCUCCUUCUGGCUCUUGCAUGGUGGAAUGUUUACCGUCAAUGUGGCAGCGGCAGUGGAUUUCAUCAGUGCCAGAGUUAAUCUCGUUCCAGUGUCCAAUGGAACAGGUGUUAGAGUGUUUGACGGCGGCAUUUACUUUGGUGUGAGUGGAGUCAUUCGACUGGUACUCAGGCCACUGCCACACGUGGAGCUAGACAAGGACGUUAACGUUGACGUGGGCGGGAUUUUGCGGUGUUACACAUACAGGCGACCGCAGGAUAACCGCGACCCCAUCUUCAAUCCGCCAAUCUACUUCAGCCAGACGGUGCGACUAGUUAAGGCUGCAGGUGGCGCAUCGUCGGCUAUGCCGACUUUUCUACCUUGGGCAAUUGUGCUAGUUGUAGAACAUUGUAGCGACUGCGCCUACUUGAGGCUGAAGCCCUGCCAAGUGAGGGUGUUUGGCGUGAGAGGGGAUUUUGCGGACAUCCUGCUCCAUUCCGAUAACCCCACCAGACAUUGGACGACUCACGCCAGGGGCGGUUACCACGGCAUCUUUCGCACCGUGACUGUUCUCUUUGGACAAGUGGCUCACAUCAGCGCUAUCACUGUUAAAAUCAAAGAGAAUGGAAAUAAGCCACGUUCGAUGGUUCUCGAUGGGACGCGAGACGGCAAGUCAUUCUACUUCCUCCGUAAGGUGAACGUAAUGUUUCAAAUGACCUCGCCGGAAACUAAUGUCACCUUCGACACUCAGCCAGGCGUGCGUGGUCUUCGAAUAACACUUAGUGAUCUCGUUGAUGAAGACGAGGUUGUACACCUGAAGAUGGGCUUUUACGGCUGGUUGGAAUCAAAAACAGAGAAAGAUUUUGAUCCAUGCAGAGUGCAGACAUCGGGCUGUUCGGAUGGACAGUGUGCAGCAUCAGUGGCUCUUCGAAGCUACGUUGCUGGAAGGGACUUCAUAGUCCUCUGUGAUCUAGUCCCGGAUGCACUCGUAAAGAACCAAAUCCAUUCCACCUGCUUCCGCGCUUUCGACAGCGCACCAACCAGAUGGCGCGAUUUGGAUAGCCGCAUUGCUCACGUAGUACAUUACAUCCCAAAGGAGAAUGUGCUGUUGGCCACAUCCGGCUGUGGGAAAGAGUUCUUCCUGAGCAAGAAUUCUGGUGAAACAUGGGUUUCAAUCGAUCGUCGACACUUUCUGUACUGGAAAACGUACCUCGACACACGCCCCAUGGUAUCCAUUCCCUGGACAAUUCUACCUCCAACUUUUCAGCCGUUAUCAACAGGUCCAAAUUGUACAGCUUAUCAGGUUCGACAGUGGCACUGUGAGUUCUCGUUGUGA
Mesocestoides corti is the source of this 3639-nucleotide messenger RNA. The record is from the annotation of a GenBank genome assembly. Lineage: Eukaryota; Metazoa; Platyhelminthes; Cestoda; Cyclophyllidea; Mesocestoididae.